AUGGCUCAUAGAGGAUUCUUGGCUACUGCUUUCUUGUGCUUGUUACUUUGCUUAAGUUUUCAAGGUAAUGCAAUAGAUGUAAGCAAGUAUGAAGGCAAGAUGGAAUACCAGCAUACAUCUAUUGCCUAUGCAGAAAGUUUGGCGCUAGCAAAUACAUAUUUUGCAAAUAAAUAUUUUGCCACCGACUCAAAUGACAAUGUGACAGUUGCUGCAUCGACUCGUGUAUACCCGGAGCUAUACGAGGAUCAUGACACUCACUUCUUCGUUCUUUGGAGAUCAGGCCAACAGAAGAAAGAAUGCUACAAUUUGAAAUGUGAAGGAUUUAAAUGGGACGAUGCAUCUCCCUUUGUUCCUUGGUAUAAGAAUCUUGAUACUGGAGAUUGGUGGUUGUAUUAUGGGCCUAAUGGAGAUCAACCAGUAGGAUAUUGGCCUAAAUCUCUCUUUACGACGUUGGCUGACAAAGCAUCACAGAUUUAUAUCGGAGGAGAAGUUACUUUUAAAAGAGGUGGACCAAGCCCACCAAUGGGCAGUGGCCAUUAUGCAGUAGAAGGAUAUAAAAAGCAACAUAUGUGA
Molecule: messenger RNA, 573 nt
Organism: Asparagus officinalis (garden asparagus)
Lineage: Eukaryota; Viridiplantae; Streptophyta; Magnoliopsida; Asparagales; Asparagaceae
Exons: 5
Coding region: 1-573 (190 amino acids)
Source: RefSeq, a predicted model, not a curated record